AUGGAGAAAAGUGAAACAGUGAAUGCUUUCGAAAGUGUUACGGAUGAUAACGGAAUUCUUAAAAAGGUAAUUCAAAAGGGUUGGAUCCCUGUUAAACCAAGUGAAAAUAAUCAAUUCACUGUGGAAAUCCUUCGUACAUAUGAAGAUGGGCCGAAGAAAGGGGAGGUUGUAGAGUCUGACACUGAAAAAGAUCCAAUACGGACAAUACAUUUUCGUGGCAUUGAGCGCAACUAUUUAAAAUACGCAUUAGUAUCUAUGGAACUCGGCGAAAUCAGUGAAUUUAUUUUGCAACCUAAAUAUUCUGGCGGCAGUGAGGCUCACCGUUGUCGCAUAAAAUUGAUUGAUUUUGGCGCCUUUUAUGAAUAUUCACAUCAAGUGCAAAGGGUUUUUUCUAUCGCACAUGAUUGUGGCUCUUUAUAUCCAGGUCAAAAGGUAGACAUACACGCUAAAGGAUAUUGUAAUGGUCAGCUUUACCAUGAACAUAGAGCAAGUGUGUUUGCUGCAGAUGCAGACUAUACUGAGUUGCCUCGGACGGUUGUCGCUCAAUUGCGUAGAUUGGGUCCCAAAGGAGGAUGGUUGAAAUUGGUAAAUAUAAACGAAAUUUCAGAUAAAGAACGUGAAAAAUUCGGAUUUCCUUCUAAUGGAGCGGUUUGGUACCAUGUAGAAGUUGAGUCUUCCAUAAGUGGUGGUACCGUGUCUGUUGAAAUGGCAGAUGACUUCUUAAGAGCUGGAAAGUGUCGAUUAGCAGAGGAGAUUUACGAUCAUUGUACUUCUUCCUAUACCGAUAGGUGUCCUAAAGAGGCUAUUCCACGGGCGCAUCUAAAUGCUGCUCUCGCUUCCCUCCAAAUUGGUAGUCCUGAUAAAUGCCUCCGUCACUGUCAACGUUAUAGUCAAAAUGGCGCUGAAGACGAUAAAUACUAUUUCAGAUUAGGACAGGCAUUCUUCAUGAAACACGAUUUUCGAAGAGCCGAAGAACAUUUUAGAGCAGCCUCUAUUCGUAGCAGUGAGAGUAAUAGGGAGGAAAUUUUACAGGCGGCUAAUCUGUCCGGACGCAGAUAUAAAUCGAAGUAUGACAAUAUACUCAGAACAAUGAUGGAGCAUGCACCGGUACUUCUUGCUCAACAAAUAUGA
Messenger RNA from Rodentolepis nana, 1131 nucleotides. NCBI's taxonomy places the organism in Eukaryota, Metazoa, Platyhelminthes, Cestoda, Cyclophyllidea, Hymenolepididae. The record is from the annotation of a GenBank genome assembly.